Messenger RNA from Acanthosepion pharaonis, 2025 nucleotides. NCBI's taxonomy places the organism in Eukaryota, Metazoa, Mollusca, Cephalopoda, Sepiida, Sepiidae. The record is from the annotation of a GenBank genome assembly.
AUGCUGCAAGCAGAAGAACUUCCCAUCCCACCCUUUUUUUCUUCCUCAUUAGAUUUCUUGCAAUCUGACUGUUUCUCUCACUCUCUCUCUCUCUGCUUUCCUCCCCAGUCUGACACUGUUUCUCUCUCUCUCUCUCUCUGCUUCCCUCCCCAGUCUGACACUGUUUCUCUCACUCUCUCUCUCUCUUCUUCCCUCCCCAGUCUGACACUGUUUCUCUCUCUCUCUCUCUUCCCUCCCCAGUCUGACACUGUUUCUCUCCUCUCUCUCUCUCUCUGCUUUGCUCCCCAGUCUGACACUGUUUCUCUCCUCUCUCUCUCUCUCUCUGCUUCCCUCCCCAGUCUGAAACUGUUUCUCUCUCUCUCUCUCUCUCUCUUCCCUCCCCAGUCUGACACUGUUUCUCUCUCUCUCUCUCUCUCUCUGCUUCCCUCCCCAUCUGACAAUGUUUCUCUCCUCUCUCUCUCUCUCUCUCUUCCCCUCCCCAGUCUGACACUGUUUCUCUCACUCUCUCUCUUCCCUCCCCAGUCUGACACUGUUUCUCUCUCUCUCUCUCUCUCUCUCUUCCCCUCCCCAUCUGACACUGUUUCUCUCACUCUCUCUCUCUCUGCUUCCCUCCCCAGUCUGACACUGUUUCUCUCACUCUCUCUCUCUGCUUCGCUCCCCAGUCUGACACUGUUUCUCUCACUCUCUCUCUCUCUCUCUGCUUCCCUCCCCAGUCUGACACUGUUUCUCUCACUCUCUCUCUUCUUCCCUCCCCAGUCUGACACUGUUUCUCUCCUCUCUCUCUCUCUUCUUCCCUCCCCAUCUGACACUGUUUCUCUCUCUCUCUCUCUCUCUGCUUCCCCCCAGUCUGACACUGUUUCUCUCACUCUCUCUCUCUCUCUCUCUCCCCUCCCCAGUCUGACACUGUUUCUCUCAAUCUACCUCUCUCUGCUUCCUCCCCCCAGUCUGACACUGUUUCUCUCUCCUCUCUCUCUCUCUCUGCUUCCUCCCAGUCUGACACUGUUUCUCUCACUCUCUCACUCUCUCUUCUUCCCUCCCCAUCUGACCCUGUUUCUCUCCUCUCUCUCUCUCUCUGCUUCCCUCCCCAGUCUGACACUGUUUCUCUCACUCUCUCUCUCUCUCUGCUUCCCUCCCCAGUCUGACACUGUUUCUCUCUCUCUCUCUCUCUCUCUCUGCUUCCCUCCCCAGUCUGACACUGUUUCUCUCACUCUCUCUCUCUGCUUCCCUCCCCAGUCUGACACUGUUUCUCUCACUCUCUCUCUCUCUCUUCCCCUCCCCAGUCUGACACUGUUUCUCUCUCUCUCUCUCUCUGCUUCCCUCCCCAGUCUGACACUGUUUCUCUCACUCUCUCUCUCUUCCCUCCCCAGUCUGACACUGUUUCUCUCACUCUCUCUCUCUCUUCCCUCCCCAUCUGACACUGUUUCUCUCACUCUCUCUCACUCUCUCUCUUCUUCCCUCCCUAGUUUGACACUGUUUCUCUCACUCUCUCUCUCUCUCUCUGCUUCCCUCCCCAGUCUGAAACUGUUUCUCUCACUCUCUCUUUCUCUCUGCUUCCCUUCUCUUCUGACACUGAUGUUCUCUCUCUCUCUCUCUCUCUCUGCUUCCCUCCCAGUGAAUUUGAUCCUUAAUGGAUCUCUCAUAGAAAAAGUCUUGGCAUCAUGUGUCCCCAGUCAUAGACACUGUUUCAUUUCACUAACUUUCUCUCUCUCUCUCUUCUCUCCCCAUCUACACUGUUUCUCUCACAGACUACCUCUCUCUAGCUUUGGCUGGUCCCCAAAAACUCUCACUCUCUCUCCUUCCCUCCCUAGUUUGAACACUGUAUUCUCUCACAAGUCUCUCUCUCUCUGCUUUCUUCCCAGUCAAGACACUAUUUUUCCGUCUCAUCUAAUUUUAUUCAUUCCUUAUACCUGCUGUCUGUAUCUAGGAAGAUUUCUUUCAAAAUGUUUUCCUCUUUCCAGGCUCUUUCCCCAUCUUUGCGUGAACGAAUCCACAUCCUCCCCUAUUCAUCACCACCCGUGCCAAUAG